AUGCAGCAUGACCUGUCCGCGAAUAUCGCAUCCACCGACUUCUGCCCCGACGACCUUGCUCGGUACGGAAUUAACUCUCAGAUCAGCUGCCUUGCCUACGACCCCGUACAAUCGCUAUUAGCAGUCGGCACGAACGAGAGUAAAUUCGGCGAUGGAAAGAUUUACAUAUUCGGGCAGCGACGCGUGCAAAAGACCUUCCAGCCCGCGAAACCCACGUCCUUGCGCUCGCUGCACUUCACGGGGAAUAAACUUGUGAGCCUCGAUAGUCGGAACGAGCUGACGAUAUGGGAUUUGAAUUCGGCCAAACGCAUCGCCGGCGGUAUUGUGCCCGGCGGCGGCGUGUGCAUUGCGACCGAUCCCAUGCUGGAUUGGGCGAUGCUGGGGCUCACCAACGGAGAUAUACUAGCCUAUGACCUGGAUCGGGAGAGGAUCGCGAGGUCGUUUCGGCUGCCGAACUUUUGGAAGGAGAGGGACCCUCACGCGAGGCAGGUCCAGAUUGUCGACAUCGCCUUUCACCCGAGGGAUAUUGGGAAGCUGUUAAUUUCCUACACCCACGGCGCCGUCAUCUACUCCAUCAAGCAGGCCCAACCGCAGCUCUUCUUCGAGUACGUCUUGCCACCCGGCGCUCCGGGCGGGAAGGCUUUUGCGACCGAUACGACGAGGACGCCGAGACUUACGCAUGCGCAGUGGCAUCCUUCCGGGACCUUUGUGUUGACGGCCCAUGAUGAUGGGAGCCUAGUGUUUUGGGAUACGAAGGAAGGGAAGCUGCUCAUGGCGAGGACGCUGAUGGACAUGAGGGUUGACCAACCAACGAGGCAGCAGCCGGUGCCAAAGAUGAUUGCGCCCUUCACGAAGAUUUCGUGGUGUUGCAAAGAGAAUCCCGACGAUACUGGCCUGCUGAUUGCUGGUGGCCACUCGCCCGAGGAUCCUCAGCAAGGACUGACGUUUAUCGAUUUGGGCCCGACUCCCAUGUACGCUACGUCGUCGUGGCAGGCCCUAUCGGAUCAUUUCUGCGGGAGGAGACACAUCAGCCUGCCCUUGCCUCCGGGCGUCCAGGUCGAGGACUAUCAGCUGAUUGCGCGAUCUUCGCCGCACUUUAACGGCGCUCAGGACCCGAUUGCCAUCAUUGCGCUGUUGACAUCUGGCGAGCUGCUCACAUUGAGCUUCCCUUCGGGCUACCCCAUCAGUCCUACGAAUCAGCUACAUCCAUCUCUGCACUUUGUACACCCGUUCGUCACGAAGGUCAAUGUUGCAACCGUCGAGCGGACACGAUGGCUCGGCAUGGUCGAAACGAGAAACCAAGGCGACCCCAUCCUAACGGGAGGAGCCGAGGCCGUGAAACCCAAGAGGAAGUUCGAGAACCGGACUAUCCUUCAGGUCGCACACGCUGACGGCACCGUUCGCAUCUGGGAUUCCGGCCAUGGCGACGACAUCGAGAACGACUCGCAGCUGCAGGUGGAUGUCGCGAGGGCUAUAUCGAGGUAUGACAGCGUCGAGAUUAGCGCCAUGAGCAUGGCUUCGAGCACCGGCGAGUUCGCCGCCGGUACGACGGCCGGUGAGGUUGUUAUCUACCGGUGGGGGCCGAACCAGUUCUACGGUCGAGACAGCGCCCAACCGCACGAGCCAAACCCGGGCGGUCUCACCGACAUCACCUCGCGCGCCGAACCGCCCCUGAAGUCCGGCCUCCAGCCCUUCACCCUGUACGACAUGGCCAAGGGCUCUAUUACCGCGCUGUGCGUGUCCGACGUGGGGUUCGUCGCCGCCGGGUCCGAGGGCGGCUUCUUCAGCAUCAUCGACCUGCGUGGUCCCGCCAUCAUUUUCCAGGCGUCCUUGUCGGAGUUCGCCAAGAGCGAGAAGCGCUCGUCGUUCCUCAAGGGUAAGACGACCGCCCGGAGGGAAUGGCCCGUCGAAGUCAAGUUCGGCGUCAUGACGCUCGAGGGCGAUAGCUACUCGAGCAUCGCGUGCUUCGUCGGCACCAACACGGGCAAGGUCAUUACCUUCAAGCUGCUGCCUGCUGGCGGGGAGGGGUACACUGUCAAGUUUGCGGGAGUGGUGGACUUUGGGGACCCCAUCGUUGCUAUUUGCCCGAUCGUCGCGGAUACGGGGAAGAUUGCUUCUGCUACGGGUCCGGUGGUGGCUGGUUUGAGGAGUGGGCAGCAGGUGAAUGGAGUCUUGGUUGUUGUCACGCAAACGGAAAUCCGCGUCUUCAAACCCGCAACAUCCAAAGGUGCCUCCAAAUCCUUCGACGACAUCCUCUGCGACGCCGCCUCCGUCACCGAGCUCGACUACCGCGGCACCGUCAUAGUCGGCGUCUUCGGCGACAACACCACGCGCGCCUUCACCAUCCCCGCUCUCAAAGAGAUCGCCAAAGCGCCCCUUCCAGCACAACUUGACUCAACCCGCCGCUCCGCCACCCUCGCCACUGAAAACGGCUACGUCUUCGGCUGGAACGGCCCCAGCGAGCUCGCCCUCUUCCACGUCUGGGGCCUCGGCGAACCCCUCGCCAACUCGGCCGAUCUCAUCCUUAACCCUGAGCUCGCGACGCCACCGCGCCCGACGAUCUCGAACCUGCAGUGGAUCUCGGGCACGCAGUACGUGUCGCCGACGGAUCUGGAUUUGCUCAUCGGUGGGCCGGAUAGGCCGCCGAGUAAGAGGAUGUUGGAGGUGGCGGCGGCAGAGCAGCGGGCUAUGAGGCUUUCGCAGGGGGGUGCGGCGGGCGCGGCGGGUCCGAGUGCCGCCGGAGGGAGUCAGGAAGGGUGGGGGGAGUAUUUGACGAGGCAGCUGAAUGAGAGGACGGAGAAGUUGAAUUUGAUGGGGGAUAGUAUGGAUAAGUUGCAGGAUGCGUCGCAGGGGUGGGCGGAUGAUGUUAGUAAGGUUGUGAAGAGGCAGCAGAGGAAUUUGGUGUUGGGAUCGAUUAAAGGGAAGUUUAUGUAG
Molecule: messenger RNA, 2934 nt
Organism: Scedosporium apiospermum
Lineage: Eukaryota; Fungi; Ascomycota; Sordariomycetes; Microascales; Microascaceae
Product: Snare-dependent exocytosis protein
Exons: 3
Coding region: 1-2934 (977 amino acids)
Biological process (GO): establishment of cell polarity; regulation of exocytosis; regulation of protein secretion
Cellular component (GO): cytoplasm; plasma membrane
Molecular function (GO): syntaxin binding; GTPase activator activity; myosin II binding
Source: RefSeq, a predicted model, not a curated record